Messenger RNA from Brassica oleracea var. oleracea, 867 nucleotides. RefSeq lists its product as uncharacterized. The record is from RefSeq and is a predicted model, not a curated record. Lineage: Eukaryota; Viridiplantae; Streptophyta; Magnoliopsida; Brassicales; Brassicaceae. Bases 1 to 867 code for a protein of 288 amino acids. The transcript has 8 exons.
AUGUCUAUCAUUGAAGACACCUCUAUAGACCAAAGUACUUUUGAGUGUGAUGAUCAGUUUCUGAAUUUCCCACCUUUUGAAAAGAUUGGAAAUGGAACUCUUAAUACUCACUUCCUGACCGAUGCUGUUGGUCAAGUUUCCAAUCUUAGUGACGUCCAAACUGUCCAAGUUGCGGGGAAUGAUAAGAAAAAAGUUGAAUUUCGCUUAAUGGACAUCAAUAUGCCAAAUGAUGAGUUUGCUCUUGCUCUAACGGCUACAAAGAAAGACAAGCGUCCGAUCAAGGAUCUAAUUGAUGAUUGGAAUGAUGUUGGUAUUAUAUCUAUCUCUGAAAUCAUCACAGCAACUCAGGAGGAGGAUUGCAAAAUAAUCUGCUCAAUCGAAUCUAUUGAUACGGAUUGGAGCUGGUUUAUUUUUGGUCAUGUUAGCCGGAACAGGUGUAACAAGCGUUGCAUGAGAAUCAAAUCGAAGGGUGGUGGUAAUUUGGCUCCAAAUGAGAAACCAAUAUUCUGGUGCACAACAUGUCGUGUUAAUACCACCACCGUAACCCCACAAUUCAAAUUGCAUCUCACUGUCAAGGAUGACACCAGUACUUGCAAACUAAUGCUUCUUGAUUUUGUUGCUAAAGUCGUUGUGGGCUUUGAGGCUAAAGAUAUUAGGGAUGGUUCCUAUGAAGAGAUUGAAGAUCCAGAUAUUUUGCCUCAAGCUAUAACAGAUUUGAUUCUCCAACUCGAGUCCAACUCUGAGCCUAUUACUCAUGUUAGCUCUGGUUCAUCAAUUAUGUCCGGUGGAGAGGUUUCUAUAAGAGAAAAAAACGAAGCAAGUUCAUCAGAAGGUUCUUCAACGCCAUUUUCAAAGCGUAAGGGAUAA